CGACGCUCUCUUGUUUUCUCCCCCGCCAUUCCAGCACGCCAGCAGUGCUCUGACUGCUGCUGCUUCCUGACCCCACCCCCUCCCUCAUCCUUUCAAUUCCCUUAUACCUUCAGACAGAUCAUGUCCAUGUAUCCCUGGCAUGCCUCCACCACCACCAACGCUGCUGCUGCUGCUGCUGCUGCCGCCGCCGCCUCAGGACCUCGCCUUGAGACCCCCUCCUCGUCCACUCAGUCUGCCUUACAAAUGCCGGGGCUGCGAUGGCUCCCAUCCAUGAUUUCGCGGGCUACGCCUCUCCCCACCUUAUCGUCCAAUCUCCGUAUCGGCCAGCAACAACAACAGCAGCCGUCGCCGCAACAAUCCCAGACAUCAUCGCAACCGCAGCCGCAAUCUUCCCUCUCUCACGCCCAUCCCCAUCCCCAUCAACACUCCCAUCAACCAGCACAUUCGCAAGCACGCCAACCCGUCCCGCUGGUUGUCGAAUCGCGAUCCCAACAACCGCACCCCGAGUCUCUUGAGAGCGACAGCGACCAUUCAGACACCGGCGCGCGCGACCUCACCCACCCUGACGUCCUCGAGGAUUCCGAAUUCGCCCCAUCACCCGAUAGUAUCCCCCAGGGGGCGACUAUCGCCCGACAAUCCGGAUCUCGAGCUACGACCACCGCCGGGGUAAUGCCGAACGGCAGCGCGGCCAAUCGAACCGCGCUCCUCGCCGCAGCAUCCAGCGUCGUCAGACCCUAUCCACUGGAUGACCGCGAUGACGAUCCCGAGGGCACGGCUGGCGGACUCAAUGGUGAUACAUCGCGCAAGCACGGAAAACGGUUGACCACCCUCGAGGAAGUCUCGUUAUUCAACAUCUGCAACCGACACGCAAGCGAAUUCGGACAGCGCAGUAAUCUCUGCAAGUGGUGGAUGACCGUUACCGCAGAAUUCACGCGGGACCAGGGACAUCCGUACUCGUGGCACUCCGUGCGACGGAAGGUGGAAUUGGUCACAAAGCAGCGGAUGAAGUUUCUCGACGAGCAACGCGAUAAGGGUGCAGACGCGAGCGAAGAUCUGUCGCAUACGCAGUGGCGGACGGCCGUGGACGCGUGGAUUCCCACCUGGCAGAGGUGGGAGGAGGCAGAGGCACGGAGGAUCCAGAAGCGCGAUUCUCGGAAACCGAGGAAGAGGAAGGACAGGCCUUGGGACGCGUGGGAGAUGAGUCCGAACGACGGAUGGCGGAACGCAACAAUAGCGAGUCCGCUCGUUGGCGCAAGCCAACAACCUGGGUUUGCGACCCCCGUGUCGCAAAGCACAGUACGGCUGCCUCCGGGGUUCGACAAUAUGUUCGCCAGCCAGGGACUACAGACCCCGUCACCUGUAGUGGGUGUGCCAGAUGGGUUUUCAACUCAGCGGUCGACUCAGUCCGCUGCAGCGUCUGGAGCGAGUCAUCCGCCGGGGACGGAUAGCUCUAUGAUAAGUGCUAUGCUAGAGACACUGGGGAAGUUGAACCGACAUCUCGAUUCGGUGAGCACCCAACCUACUUCGUCCCCGCUCGCUUCGACCAAGAAAACGAAAUCGCCCUCCGAGACCCGUGCUCGCGAACAGCAACGGGAAGUCCCAGUCGUGGAAGCGACAAACGCCGUGAACAACGCCAGCUUGGUCGAGCCGACCGGACUCACGCACGUCUCUCCCCCCUUUAUCUACAGACUCAAAGAAGAACUCCGACAGGAAAUGCGCGCCGAGCUUGAGAAAGACCGAGCCAGCUUGGAAGAAAAAUUGGAUUCCGUCCAAAGGACACAGGAAAUGAUUCUCGAGAUGUUGAGACAGGAACCUGCCUGACACAUCCACACUCACACCCACCUACCUCCUUGGCUUCUUUAUCCUUUGGCUCUUUUCCCCUUUUCCUUAUUUUUUAUAUCAUAUAUUUGUUUCUGCAUUCGAUCAGAUGAUACCCCAUGGGCGAGUAUGUCAAACCAUAUAUCUAUUAUCAUUAUCAUUAUCUAUUACUAGGAUCAUUCUUGUCGUUCUAUUUUAGGGUUCACUUGGAAGCAACAUCACAUCACUUCGAUUCUUAUUUAUCUCAUAAUAACGAUGAUUCUGGACGGAAAAUUAUCUCUUCAGCUUAGUGCGUUUAGUUAGGGUUUACUCUCAUGUCUUACUGACAAGUAUAUUUCGGGACAGGAUACAGAAUUAUAUUUCACGGGUUUAAGGAUACUCAAAC
Aspergillus sclerotioniger CBS 115572 is the source of this 2203-nucleotide messenger RNA. RefSeq lists its product as uncharacterized. Lineage: Eukaryota; Fungi; Ascomycota; Eurotiomycetes; Eurotiales; Aspergillaceae. The transcript has a single exon. The record is from RefSeq and is a predicted model, not a curated record. Bases 121 to 1821 code for a protein of 566 amino acids.